AUGCUCCUUUCCUCGCACCACAGGGAGCAGGAAGACACACCCCUGGCCCCGCGCUCGCCCCACGGGCGUGGAUCCUCCAUCCGGAGGGUCCCCGCGGAGCCUCCCCGGCCCCUCUGCGCCAGCGAGCUCCGCAGGGCCGCAAACCCGCGUCCCCCGGCGGCCCGGCGCGGCGGGGCCGGCGGGCAGCCGCGGGGCGGCGUGAGGGCCGCGUCCCCAGGCGGACCCCGGCCGCCCACAGGCCGCCGUGCCACCACGGACGGCUCCGCGGGCUUCCGGGAGCGGGUGCCGGCGCCAGCCCGACCUCCACGGCCCCGGCGGCCGGAGGGAGAGGCCCCCGCCCCUCCCGUCCGCGUCCGCAGGGUCCCCUCCGCGCCCCGGGUCCCGGGCACGAGGAGGAGGCCCCUCCGGGCUUCCGUCCGCCCGGCCAGCGCCCCCAGAGCCCGGCGUCCUCCACAGCGGACGGGCAAGGGGCGGGAGCCCACCGCCCUGCGGCCCCGAGCGCAGCGGCGCCGGCGAGCUCGUCCAGCGGCUCGGCCCGGCCGCGGCCCACCGCCCACCGCCCACCCGCCGAGCCCGCCCGCCCGGGCCAGGCAGCGCCCGCUCGCGCCCGCUCCUCACCUGCGACGCACCCCGGCCCCAGUGCACCGCCGGGACCGGCUGUGUACACCGGAAGUGACGUCGCCUGGCCGGCCCCGCCCCCGCCCCAGGCGGACGCCGGGGUGGCCACGGAGCGACCGGCUCGGAGCGGGAGCCGAGCUGCGUGAGGCGGGGGAGGCCUGA
Equus quagga is the source of this 780-nucleotide messenger RNA. RefSeq names its product proline-rich protein 2-like. The transcript has a single exon. The record is from RefSeq and is a predicted model, not a curated record. NCBI's taxonomy places the organism in Eukaryota, Metazoa, Chordata, Mammalia, Perissodactyla, Equidae. The coding region runs from base 1 to 780 and encodes 259 amino acids.